AUGAAGUUGUUCACGGCGCCGAAGGCAAGUCACAGAAGCUGGACGGACCAUUUUGUGUACUUGACGGCCGUCAGCGAUGCAUGCGAUGGUGCGGACAGCCUAGUGCUCAACAACAUUGUCCAUUAUGCAGACCCGCACAUGCGUAUGACCAUGUUUUCCAGGUUGUAUAUACAUUGGACCGACCCCCUACGUCAGGAUGAAGAGCUGGCCCAGUUCGCGCAGUCGAGAGAAGUCAACACUCACGCAAAAAACUUGGGGCAGGAUGUGUACAACGCUGUCGAAUCAAGGAAGGAACCAAAGGACAAGGUCAAGGCGAAGGCGAAGUCUACGUUCACGGAAGGUGACGAGCGCACGUGUUACAAGUGUGGCGAAGUCGGGCAUAUCAGAUCGAGGUGCCCCCACUCCAAGAAGAAGUCUACAAGAAAUGACUUUACUUUUGCGAUUGGAAAUGAUGGUGGUCUGGAAGAUGACCAUUGA
Molecule: messenger RNA, 477 nt
Organism: Peronospora matthiolae
Lineage: Eukaryota; Oomycota; Peronosporomycetes; Peronosporales; Peronosporaceae
Source: the annotation of a GenBank genome assembly